AUGUGUGCUGGAAAGCGGGUGGCCAACAAAGAUGCGCUUGAAGUUCUGUUUCUCUCUCACAUGCUUUGUCAAAUUCGUGAUACUUGCGUUGAUGAGUUUAAGGGACCGUCAGAAGCGCUGGUAGAGCUCUAUCCAUAUACAUAUGAGCACGACUGGUUUACUUAUCUCCCUCGCACUUGCCUUCUAAUAUUUUCUACCUCCAUCGCAGCUUCCGUUCAUAUCCAACACCAUCCUUCCUCCAUAGUUGUGACGGGCAGAAUAGCCGCUGUCGUGGACUAUUCUCCUUGCUACGAACUACAAUGCAUCAACAUAUUAUAUAUGCUGCUCGUUGCUUAG
Molecule: messenger RNA, 336 nt
Organism: Pseudogymnoascus destructans
Lineage: Eukaryota; Fungi; Ascomycota; Leotiomycetes; Thelebolales; Thelebolaceae
Exons: 1
Coding region: 1-336 (111 amino acids)
Source: RefSeq, a predicted model, not a curated record